AUGGGUUCAUCGGAAAUUAUGGAUUCCGGCAGGUUUUCCGGCCAGAGGUCCAAUUUCUCACAGACCUGUAGUUUGUUGAGCCAAUACUUGAAAGAGAAGGGUAGCUUUGGAGAUAUUACUCUAGGUCUUACUCAGAAUUUUGAACCAAAAGGAGCUCCAGCAGCAACUGAGACCAUGAAUUUUUUCCCACUAAUGGAGAAAUCUGAAGCUCCGACCCACGAAAAACUCAACAUGCCCAUUAUCCCUCAGAAGAAAACUGAUAUCAGCGGGACAAAAUUUGAGCCUGAAACUGCACAAAUGACCAUAUUCUACGGCGGUCAAGUGAUAGUUUUCGAUGGUUUUCCGGCGGAAAAGGCAAACGAAAUUAUGAUUUUGGCUAGCAAGUCAAGUUCACAAAACCACUCCACUGCCGCCGCCUUAGCUCCGCCAAGUAUGGUCCAAAGUCCAGCUGAAUCCGCCACAAACACCCCAGUUGCUGCACCUAUUUCAAAGGCUGUUCCCACUUUGGUCCAUAACCCUCCUCAGCCCUCCCUUGCCUCUGAUUUACCAAUUACAAGGAAACAUUCGCUAACCCGGUUCCUUGAGAAGAGAAAAGAUAGGAUCACAUCAAAAGCAGCACCAUACGAAGCAAUGGCACCUCCAAAGCCAAUUAAAACUGAAGAAUGGCUGGGAUUGGCUCCUCGAUAUCCAACUUCAAAUUGA
Fraxinus pennsylvanica is the source of this 702-nucleotide messenger RNA. The record is from the annotation of a GenBank genome assembly. Lineage: Eukaryota; Viridiplantae; Streptophyta; Magnoliopsida; Lamiales; Oleaceae.